Trichoderma asperellum CBS 433.97 is the source of this 1251-nucleotide messenger RNA. RefSeq lists its product as uncharacterized. Gene Ontology annotation, biological process: carboxylic acid metabolic process. Lineage: Eukaryota; Fungi; Ascomycota; Sordariomycetes; Hypocreales; Hypocreaceae. Gene Ontology annotation, molecular function: carboxy-lyase activity; pyridoxal phosphate binding. Gene Ontology annotation, cellular component: cytoplasm. The record is from RefSeq and is a predicted model, not a curated record.
AUGAGCAUUCGAAAUAGUCUUGCUGCGGACAAAAAAGACGUUGCUAGGUUUGAAGAGCACGCAGUGGUUCAAUUUCAGCGUCCCAUACAAGAAGUUGUCCAAGAAAUGAGAGAUAUUUUCUCAUAUAUUGUGCGCCCUAACCAUCCUCCCUUCAUGUCAGCGAUUCCGUCUCCCUCGUCACCCAUCUCUUGGCUUGGCGAGAUUUUGACCUCUGCGUUCAAUUCCUGGCCUGCAGCAUGGUUUGCUGGCUCAGGAGUUGCGACUAUCGAGACGAAACUUAUUGCUUGGCUGGCUACUCAGAUCGGAAUGCCUACUUCAACCGGUGGAACAUUUAAGCUUGUGGAGAAUACGCGCUCUCUUGGCGUUGUGUAUUUUUCUGACCAGACUCAUUUUUCUGUACCAAAAGUCUUGCGGGUUCUAGGCUUUAGCAAUAGCCAAAUGAGGCAAUUGCCAGCGGAUUCGAAUUUCCGCCUCGAUAUGGAACAGCUCCGCAAAACGAUUAUUGCGGACAAGUCUAAAGGUCUCAUUCCUUUCUUGAUUGUGGCUAACGUUGGCUCGACAAACACGGGCUCCAUCGACCCUAUUAAUGAAAUUGCGGAUUUGGCAAAAGAGCAUAAUAUGUGGAUGCACGUAGAUGGCGCUUAUGGCGCAUCUGUUGCUCUAUCGAAAUCGUAUAGGUCGUUACUGAAUGGAAUCGAGCGCUGUGACAGUCUUGCAUGGGAUGCCCACAAGUGGCUUUUCAAAACAUUUGGAUGUGGCAUUGUACUCGUACAUGAUAAACGCUAUUUGGCGGAGAGCUUUGCGUCGUCCGGAGACUAUUUUCGCGACAUACUCAGCGACGAUGACGAACCAAACAUGUUGAAUUACGGAAUAGAACUCACUAGGCCGGCUCGCCAUAUGAAGCUUUGGUUCACAUUGAGGGUUUUGGGACUAGAAACCUUGGGGGGAUUUGCAGAAGCCGAGUUGAGAAAACUACCAGAUUGGGAAAUCACCUCACCUGCGAUACUGGGGGUGGUUACUUUUAGGUAUUGCCUCGAUGGGUUAGACGAAAAAGUGAACGACGACAUCAAUGCUGCCAUCUCCCUGGAGAUAAUAAAGAGCAAUGUUGCUUAUAUCCAAACUACUCGAAUUUGCAGCAAAGUUAGCUUGCGCAUUUGCGUUAUCCACCCUGAGAUAACAAAGGGUGAUAUGCAAAACAUAAUUACCACUUUGAACAAUCUCGCGUUAAACGUCGUUCAAACAUAUAAGUAA